Molecule: messenger RNA, 1849 nt
Organism: Coregonus clupeaformis (lake whitefish)
Lineage: Eukaryota; Metazoa; Chordata; Actinopteri; Salmoniformes; Salmonidae
Product: tyrosine-protein phosphatase non-receptor type 2
Exons: 9
Coding region: 32-1420 (462 amino acids)
Biological process (GO): protein dephosphorylation
Molecular function (GO): protein tyrosine phosphatase activity
Source: RefSeq, a predicted model, not a curated record
CUAUUUUUAGCAAGACAUCCACAAUACCAAAAUGGAUCAACAGUUUGAGGACAUAGAUUCGUCUGGGCAGUGGCAAAACCUUUACAAUGAAAUCCGAAACCAAGCCAGUGAAUAUUCAUACAAAAUGGCAAAACUUCCAGAGAAUCGGAAUCGAAACCGAUAUAGAGAUGUCAGCCCCUAUGAUCACAGUCGUGUUAAACUUGAAAACUCUGAAAAUGACUACAUCAAUGCUAGUUUAGUCAUGGUGGAGGAAGCCCAAAGAACCUAUAUUCUAUCCCAGGGACCACUGAGGAACACCUGUGGUCACUUCUGGUUGAUGAUCUGGGAGCAGAACUCCAAAGCCGUUAUAAUGCUGAACAGAGUCAUAGAGAAGGGAUCUGAGAAGUGUGCUCAGUACUGGCCCACAGCUGAGGAACACCAGUUGUGUUACACUGACACAGGGUUUGUUGUGACGCUGGUGAAAGAAGAGGACAAGUCCUACUACAUCAUACGAGUGCUGGAGCUGAGGAAUACAGAGACAGGACGAACCAGAGAGAUAUACCACUUUCACUACACCACCUGGCCUGACUUUGGCGUCCCAGAAUCCCCGGCGUCCUUCCUCAACUUCCUGGUCAAGGUGCGGGAGUCUGGCUCAUUGGGGGCGGAGCAUGGGCCCGCCGUGGUCCACUGCAGCGCUGGGAUUGGACGCUCGGGGACCUUCUCAUUGGUUGACACGUGUCUCAUCCUGAUGGAUAAGAGGAAGGACCCGUCGUCGGUGGACAUCCAGAGGGUUCUGCUGGACAUGAGGGAGUACAGGAUGGGUCUGAUCCAGACUCCUGACCAGUUACGCUUCUCCUACAGGGCAGUCCUGGAGGGAGCCAAGUGCAUCGUGGGAGACUGCUCUGCACAGAGCCAGUGGAGAGAGCUGUCCAGACAGGACAGAGAGACAGUGUGUGAGUCGCCCCCUGCCCCCCCUCCCAGGUGUCUCUCCGACGCCCCCCCUCCACCCCCGCCACGGCCUUUAGACAACCCUGCCACCCCCGUCCCCAGUCGGCCCUCAGACAAGCCCAACGGCCAGCCGCUGCCCUGUGUGGAGCCUGAGGCUGUGGCGUUGUCCAGAGAGGACGGGACAUCAGGAGACGGGCCAGAUCCAGAUAGCUCCAGCUCAGAGAAGGACCGGGCGGAGGUGACGAGGUCAGGGCCAGAUCCAGACAGCUCCAGCUCAGAGAAGGACCGGACGGAGGUGACGAGUCUGAGGAGGAGACACCGGGAGGAGCGGAUCGCCAGCACGGCCCAGAAGCUGCACCUAAUGAAACAGAGACUGACGGACACAGAGAGGCAGAGAGAGCGCUGGCUGUACUGGAGGCCUAUCCUGCUCAACGUGGGGGCUGGAGCUGCCGUGGCCUUGGGUCUAAUGGUGGUGUGGCUCUUCUCCCAGUGAUACCCCCUCCCUCUGUCUGAGCUGCCGUGGCCUUGGGUCUAAUGGUGGUGUGGCUCUUCUCCCAGUGAUGCCCCCUCCCUCUGUCUGAGCUGCCGUGGCCUUGGGUCUAAUGGUGGUGUGGCUCUUCUCCCAGUGAUGCCCCCUCCCUCUGUCUGAGCUGCCGUGGCCUUGGGUCUAAUGGUGGUGUGGCCCUUCUCCCAGUGAUACCCCCUCCCUCUGUCUGAGCUGCCGUGGCCUUGGGUCUAAUGGUGGUGUGGCUCUUCUCCCAGUGAUACCCCCUCCCUCUGUCUGAGCUGCCAUGGCCUUGGGUCUAAUGGUGGUGUGGCUCUUCUCCCAGUGAUACCCCCUCCCUCUGUCUGAGCUGCCGUGGCCUUGGGUCUAAUGGUGGUGUGGCUCUUCUCCCAGUGAUACCCCCUCCCUCUGUCUGAG